Molecule: messenger RNA, 2399 nt
Organism: Perognathus longimembris pacificus (Pacific pocket mouse)
Lineage: Eukaryota; Metazoa; Chordata; Mammalia; Rodentia; Heteromyidae
Gene: Slc23a3
Product: solute carrier family 23 member 3
Exons: 12
Coding region: 117-1952 (611 amino acids)
Biological process (GO): transmembrane transport
Cellular component (GO): membrane
Molecular function (GO): transmembrane transporter activity
Source: RefSeq, a predicted model, not a curated record
UGACACUCCCACCCCUUCCCCACUCCAGGCAGCUAGCUUCACCCAAACUCUGACCUCUUUUUCCCCUUUAUUUAAUUCUAGCACAAGGCAGCCAAACACGGCAAAGGCAGGGCAGCAUGAACGGACCACCUCUCCAUCCCAUCUCACUCCUGUCCAUGGGCUCCCAGAAUGCCCUGGCUCCCCUGCCACCUUUGCUGCCUGCUCCCCAGAACCCCUCCUCCCACUCUUGGGCCUUUCGAUGGCGACCUCCCACCUGGGGCCUCAGCUGUCUUCUGGCUCUGCAGCAUUUCCUGGUCCUGGCUUCUUUGCUCAGUGCCUCCCACCUGCUUCUGCUUCACAGUCUGUCCCCAGGAGGGCUCUCUUACUCACCUGCUCAGCUCCUGGCCUCCAGCUUCUUUUCCUGUGGUAUAUCUACCAUCCUGCAAACUUGCAUAGGCAGCAGGCUGCCUCUUGUCCAGGCUCCAUCCUUUGAGUUCCUUAUUCCUGCUCUGGUACUGACCACUCAGAAGUUUCCUCUGGCUGUACACACCCCUGGGAACACCUCCCUCUCACUACACCUGUGCAGGUUGCCCGGCUGCCCUGGCCUGGAGCUCUGGAACACAUCUCUCCGAGAGGUGUCCGGGGCAGUGGUGGUAUCCGGGCUGCUGCAGAGCACACUAGGGCUGCUGGGGGCCCCUGGCCGUGUGUUCCCUUUCUGUGGACCCCUGGUGCUGGCACCUAGCCUGGUUGUGGCAGGGCUGUCUGUCCACAGGGAGGUGGCACAGUUCUGCUCUGCUCACUGGGGCCUGGCCUUGCUGCUUAUCCUGCUCAUGGUGGUCUGUUCUCAGCACCUGGGUUCCUGCCAGGUGCCUCUGUGGCCCUGGAGGCCAACUUCAGCCUCUUCAACUCACAUCCACGUUCCUGCCUUCCGGCUCCUCUCGGUACUGCUCCCUGUGGCCUGUGUGUGGAUUGUCUCUGCCUUUCUGGAUCUCAGCACUCCCCCGCUGAAGCUUUCCGCCUCCACCAAAGCACCAUGGUUUUGGCUACCUCACCCGGGUGAGUGGGACUGGCCCUUGUUGACACCCAGGGCUUUGGCUGCAGGCAUCUCCAUGGCUUUAGCAGCUUCCACCAGCUCCCUGGGCUGUUAUGCCCUGUGUGGCCAGCUGCUGCAGUUACCUCCUCCACCUCCACAUGCCUGCAGUCGAGGGCUGAGCCUGGAGGGCCUGGGCAGUAUGCUGGCUGGGCUUCUGGGAUGUCCCAUGGGCAUUGCAUCCAGCUUCUCUAAUGUGGGCACAGUGAGUCUUUUCCAGGCUGGAUCUCGGCGAGUGGCCUACAUAGUGGGGUUGCUCUGCGUGGGACUUGGGCUCUCCCCAGGGCUGGCUCAGCUCCUCACCACCAUCCCAUUGCCUGUUCUUGGUGGUGUGCUGGGCGUGACCCAGGCUGUAGUUCUGUCUGCUGGAUUCUCCCGCUUCCACCUGGCUGACAUUGACUCUGGACGGAAUGUCUUCAUUGUGGGCUUUUCCAUCUUCAUGGCUCUACUGCUGCCAAGAUGGCUCCGGGAAGCGCCGGUCCCACUCAACACAGGCUGGAGUCCCUUGGAUGUGUUAUUACGCUCCCUGCUGGCAGAGCCAAUCUUCCUAGCAGGACUCUUGGGAUUCCUUUUAGAGAACACUAUUUCUGGCACACGGCUUGAGCGAGGUUUAAGUCAAGGGCUGCCAACUUCUUUCACUGCCCAACAGGCUAGAAUGCCUCAGAAGUACAGGGAGAAGGCUGCUCAAGAGUAUGGGCUUCCUUUCACCAUCCAAAACCUAUGUUCCUGCAUCCCCUCAUUCCUCCGAUGCCUCUGCCCAGUGACUGAAGACCUUGGGGAUGAGGAAGGAGGUAACGCGGAACCAGGAGAGGGAGCAGACUUGUUGCCUGGCUUUGAGGAGCCACCCCCUGCAUCCAACAGAGAACGGCUUAGAGUCCAGUAAUUACUUGGGCUACCAUUCCUGCCCUCAUUGAUUUUACCCUUAACUCCCAGCUUGAGAGUAAGCUUCCAGGUUCUAUUUCCUGCUUAGGUGUGGAGCUAGUGUGAUUGUGUGUACAUGGACUACGGACCCAUCUAGGGGUCUCAUUUCCCAAAAGGAUGGGUUGCCUUUUCUUAAUUAGAUCUAACCACUGGAAAGCAAGGGCCAUGAAUGAUUGAAUGAAAUUUUUGCCUAUGAACACUAUCAAUACCACUUGAACCCUCGCAUUCAUUUAAAUAUUUAUUGAGUGCCCUCUCUAUUCAAGGUCCUGCAUCCACAGAUGUGGAUAUGAUAGGGUCCCUGCCAUCUCCAGGCGUUUAGGAUCUAAAAAGACGUUUGUGAUGUAUGUAACCAAAAUGUGAAGCAGAAGGCAAUUUGUAAUAAAGAUGGAAAUCAUGUUGUGGGAGCAAA